Messenger RNA from Phalaenopsis equestris, 2810 nucleotides. RefSeq names its product fimbrin-5-like. Gene Ontology annotation, cellular component: actin filament; actin filament bundle; cytoplasm. The coding region runs from base 334 to 2409 and encodes 691 amino acids. Gene Ontology annotation, molecular function: actin filament binding. The record is from RefSeq and is a predicted model, not a curated record. Gene Ontology annotation, biological process: actin filament bundle assembly; actin filament network formation. NCBI's taxonomy places the organism in Eukaryota, Viridiplantae, Streptophyta, Magnoliopsida, Asparagales, Orchidaceae. The transcript is spliced from 14 exons.
UUCGGUUAAAAAAAAAAAGAAAAAAAAGGAAUUUUUUGUUUCUUUUUUCGCUCCAUAUUUACUCAGAUUUCUUCUUUACAUCGCCUUCCGUCUCCGAUUCACACGGAAUCUGGUUACGAGGAGAAAGCAUUGUGAAAAGAAGGUGAAUUGGAGUGGGAAGCAAGGAAGGAACGGAGGAGAGACGGAGAAAUUGUGAUUUUUAGUUCCAUCGCGGCUGAGUGGAGUGGUGUUUGGAUCAUCGUUUUCUUGAUUUGCAUUCGUUUUCCAGUUUCUGCGAUCUGAAAUCGUCUUUGGAAGGAGGGUUUCGAUCAGGGUUUUGUUUGGGUGAUAGACAUGGCCGGAUUUGUUGGGGUGGUUGUGUCUGAUCCGUGGCUUCAGAGUCAGUUUACGCAGGUGGAACUUCGAAGCCUCAAAGCCAAAUACAUAUAUGUAAAGAGGGAGCAUGGUCAUGUCAGAGUAAGAGAUUUGCCGCCUGCCAUGGCGAAAGUCAAGAGCAUCAAGGAUUUGAUCACUAAAGAGGAGAUUUCUUCCAUCUUAGAAGAGUCUUAUCCGGACACUGAUCAAGAGAUUGAGUUCGAGCAAUUUCUCCGGGAAUGUUUGAAUGUGCAAGCAAAAGCAGCAGGGAAAUUGGGUGGUUCGAAGAGUCCAUCUUCAUUCUUGAAGGCUUCCACCACCACACUUCUGCACACUAUAAAUGAAUCAGAAAAAGCCUCUUAUGUGGCUCAUAUAAACGCUUAUCUUCGAGAUGACCCAUAUUUGAAAACAUAUCUACCAAUUGACCCGGCUUCAAAUGAAAUCUUCAACUUAGUCAAAGAUGGCGUCCUCCUCUGUAAAUUGAUCAAUGUUGCUGUGCCGGGGACGAUAGAUGAGAGGGCGAUCAAUACAAAGAGGGUGAUGAAUCCUUGGGAGAGGAAUGAAAACCACACUCUUUGCCUCAACUCUGCAAAAGCCAUUGGGUGCACUGUAGUUAACAUUGGGACUCAAGACUUGAUUGAAGGGAGGCCUCAUUUGGUGCUGGGUUUAAUUUCUCAAAUUAUCAAGAUACAACUCCUAGCAGAUCUCAACUUAAAGAAGAUGCCUCAAUUGGUGGAGCUGGUAGAUGAUAGCAAGGAUAUUGAGGAGCUUUUGAAUUUACCGCCUGAGAAGAUGUUGCUUAAAUGGAUGAACUUUCAUCUCCAGAAAGCUGGUUAUAAGAAACCUGUAACAAAUUUCUCUUCUGAUUUGAAGGAUGGAGAGGCGUAUGCAUACCUUCUGAAUGUUCUUUCCCCAGAGCAUUGCUCUCCUGACACUUUAGAUGCCAAAGAUUCAACCGAAAGGGCAAAGCUUGUGCUUGACCAUGCAGAAAAAAUGGACUGUAAACGAUACUUAACUCCAACAGACAUUGUUGAAGGAUCAACAAACCUCAAUCUUGCUUUUGUUGCACAAAUAUUUCAUCAGAGGAAUGGCCUUUCCACCAGCAGCAAAAAGAUGUCCUUUGCAGAGAUGAUGCCUGAAGAAGUGCAAGCAUCUAGAGAAGAAAGAGCGUUUAGGAUGUGGAUCAACAGUCUUGGAAUUACUACUUUUGUCAAUUGUGUAUUCGAAGAUCUGAGAAAUGGAUGGGUUCUUUUGGAAGUACUCGACAAAGUGUCUCCAGGAUCAGUUAACUGGAAGCAUGCAUCAAAACCCCCCAUAAAGAUGCCGUUUCGUAAGGUAGAGAAUUGCAAUCAAGUUGUGAGAAUUGGAAAACAGUUGAAACUCUCUCUAGUUAAUGUGGCAGGGAAUGACAUUGUUCAAGGAAAUAAGAAGCUCAUCCUUGCUUUUUUGUGGCAAUUGAUGAGAUUUGACAUACUGCAAUUGUUGAAGAACCUGAGAUUCCACUCUCAAGGAAAGGAGAUGACUGAUUCUGACAUAAUAAAUUGGGCAAAUAGAAAAGUCAAGAGCUCUGGCAGAACUACACAAAUUGAAAGUUUUAAGGAUAAAAGCCUAUCCAGUGGAUUAUUUUUCCUUGAAUUACUAAGCUCUGUGGAACCAAGAGUUGUCAACUGGAACCUUGUAACGAAGGGUGCAAACGAUGAUGAGAAAAAAUUGAAUGCUACAUACAUAAUCAGUGUGGCUAGAAAGCUUGGUUGCUCUGUCUUUCUGUUGCCCGAAGAUAUAAUGGAGGUAAACACAAAGAUGAUCCUCGUCUUCACGGCCAGCAUCAUGUGCUGGAGCCUCCAACAAGCUUCUGAAGAUUCCGAAACCUCGGAGGUCUCCACCGAUGACUCGAACUCUCUGAAAGCUCCCUCAGACGGCGAAGACUCCAGCAGUGUGGCUGCUGAUAUCUUCUCCAACCAAAAUUUAGAUGAUGCUGCUUCAGACACUUCGCUUGUAGAGAACAUCUCUUCCAUUGGAGAAGAAAUGGUUGCAGUCUCUCCAGCCAAUGAUUAGCUCCACUUCAAGCAGGAAUAUUGUUCAAAAACAAAAUAUACAUAAGGUGCUCUUUUCUUGGUCAUGGAAGGCUUUCAAGUAAGUUUGAAUAUGUAAUUCUUUUUUUUUUUUCUUUUUCUUUGAAGAGGGUAAGGGAGGGAGAAUUGGUGGGGGUUUUGGGUGUGAAGAAAGAGGGUGAUAAGCUUUUUAUAGGCCCCCUUUCAUUGUAGUUUCAUUCUUUCAUUACAUGAUCUUGUGUUAAAUAAGAGGAGCUUGAUUAGGUGUUUCAUAGUUGUGGGCUUUGGGAAUACUUGAUGGGGAACUUCUGCAGAUAUUUUAGUAAUGAGUAAAGGUGUAAACAAUUGAAGCUUAAGAUAGCUUUGCUUGUGUUUGAGCUUGGCUCAUGUUUAAACAUUUUUGAA